AAAGCUACGGACAUGAACUCCAUUUAUCAAAUACAAUUAAAUGUAUGUUUUAAAGUCCGGGCUGCUUGUCACCCACCGUCUUCCCGUCUCCUCCGCUAUUGUCGCUACCGCGAGAGAUCGUCGUGAAGGGCGGAGGAUCAACACGUUAACAUAUCUGCGGUGACGCGACGCGAGCUGCGGUCUGGUGCUCCGCCGGAGAGGCAGCCGCUGCUCUAUGGACUGAGAGGCGGAGUCGGGUCACCGGUUUGGGAGGAGGUCGACGAGAUGGCAGUAGAUAACGGGAGGCCGGAGGGGAAAGGGUGGAGGCUGUGCCGGAUUCCCUUCUGGGGUGGCGGUGGUGGCGGCAGUGGAGGGGGGUCGUCGUCGACGAACUCGUCGGCGUCGCUGACGCAGCACAGCCACCGGAGCUCGAGUAGGAGCCAGGUGGGGCAGGCGGGGCAGCCGGUGUCGGCGGUGCCGGACGCCGGCCGUCGUCACUCCAGUGGGAGCACGGUGAAGGCUGUGGCACGGUCGCUGCUGCCAACCCGGCGCCACCUCCGGCUCGAUCCGCCCACCAAGCUCUACUUCCCAUAUGAACCUGGUAAACAGGUCAGAAGUGCGGUCAGGAUAAAGAAUACCAGCAAAUCUCAUGUAGCAUUUAAGUUUCAAACAACUGCACCAAAGAGCUGUUUCAUGCGUCCUCCUGGUGGUAUACUUUCUCCUGGGGAGAGUAUAAUAGCAACUGUCUUCAAGUUUGUGGAGCAUCCAGAGAACAAUGAAAGGCCAAUGGAUCAAAAGAGCAAGGUUAAGUUUAAGAUUGUGAGUUUGAAGGUGAAAGGACCUAUGGAGUAUGUACCAGAACUGUUUGAUGAGCAGAAAGAUCAGGUUGCAGUCGAGCAAAUUCUGCGGGUUGUAUUUUUGGAUGUGGCACGUCCCAGUCCUCAAAUGGAAAAACUGAAGCGUCAGCUUGCUGAGGCUGACGCAGCACUUGAGGACCGCAAGAAACCUCCAGAAGAUGCAGGUCCUCGGAUUGUUGGCGAAGGGCUUGUCAUAGAUGAAUGGAAAGAACGAAGGGAAAGGUACCUUGCUCGGCAGCAGGUUCAAGGGGUUGAUUCGGUGUAAAGUGCGGCUUACUAUUAUUAUAACUUUGCUUGCCAGGGUGACUGUUUAAAGGUUCAAUUGGUGACAAUAACAGGCUUACAUGUCAUGAACCUUUGAGACAUGUUGUGCUUGACUUAGGCUUAUCUCCCUAUUUGUAGGUAUGGGUUUUUACUCUUUAAGAAAUAAAAGCAUUUUCUGUGGGAGGAACCAGAACAUUGCACCCUUUUGUUUUUGUUAUUUAAGAUGUAAAUUAUAUAUUAUAUUCAUUGUUCAACUUGAUUUGGAUGAUAGGAAUAUCUUUGUUGGAGGUCUUGUAAUGAUUAUGGACCCAUGUAAAUGUACUAGUGUUUCCUAUCAGCUGUAUGCCAUUAUCUUUUAAUGCUGUCAUGUAAAUUGUCACUUGAUUCGUGUA
Molecule: messenger RNA, 1492 nt
Organism: Elaeis guineensis (African oil palm)
Lineage: Eukaryota; Viridiplantae; Streptophyta; Magnoliopsida; Arecales; Arecaceae
Product: vesicle-associated protein 4-1
Biological process (GO): endoplasmic reticulum membrane organization
Cellular component (GO): endoplasmic reticulum membrane; plasma membrane
Source: RefSeq, a predicted model, not a curated record